Molecule: messenger RNA, 1807 nt
Organism: Cornus florida
Lineage: Eukaryota; Viridiplantae; Streptophyta; Magnoliopsida; Cornales; Cornaceae
Product: DNA repair protein recA homolog 1, chloroplastic
Exons: 13
Coding region: 84-1352 (422 amino acids)
Biological process (GO): DNA repair
Molecular function (GO): single-stranded DNA binding; ATP hydrolysis activity; ATP binding
Source: RefSeq, a predicted model, not a curated record
GUGUAAUCUUUUCCCUCCGCUGCAAUUGCAUUUUGCUCUACUCCAACUCUCUCUAUCUAAAUUACUCCUAAAAUCGAUUGAAUAUGGAUUUGUUAGUGGAUCCUGUGAAGGCCCAGUUUUUUUGUUCCAAAAUUUACCCACCUCUAUUCUCAUCUUGUUCUUCACUACAAUUUCAAUCCUCUCGUCCCCGUUUGAAGUCACAGUUCGCCACCAGAAAAAUCAGGGUUCGCUUAGAGUACGACGACAAAAUCAAUGGUGCUCUUUAUGAUGAUUCAGACCCUCGUUUUCUUGACCGACAAAAAGCACUAGAAGCAGCAAUUAACGACAUAAAUAACUCAUUUGGAAAAGGAAGUGUUACAAGAUUGGGCAGUGCUGGUGGAGCUCUGGUUGAAACUUUUCCAAGUGGCUGUUUGACAUUAGACUUUGCCCUAGAUGGUGGCCUACCCAAAGGGAGAAUUGUAGAGAUAUAUGGGCCAGAAAGUAGCGGAAAAACCACCAUGGCACUCCAUGCAAUUGCAGAAGUGCAGAAGUCAGGAGGCAAUGCCAUGCUUGUUGAUGCAGAGCAUGCUUUUGAUCCAACCUAUUCAAAAGCGUUGGGAAUAGAUGUAGAAAAUUUGAUUGUGUGCCAACCUGAUAAUGGGGAGAUGGCAUUAGAGAUUGCCGACCGUAUGUGUAGAUCUGGUGCCAUUGAUCUCAUCUGUAUUGAUUCCGUCUCAGCUCUCACUCCACGAGCUGAAAUUGAAGGUGAAAUUGGGAUGCAGCAAAUAGGUCUGCAAGCACGUCUUAUGAGCCAAGCUUUGCGUAAAAUGUCAGGAAAUGCCUCCAAAGCUGGAUGUACUCUGAUCUUCCUAAAUCAAAUAAGAUACAAGAUUGGUGUAUAUUAUGGAAAUCCUGAAGUCACCAGUGGAGGAAUUGCUUUGAAGUUUUUUGCAUCAGUUCGUCUUGAGAUACGUCCUAUAGGGAAGAUAAAGUCUGUUAAAGGGGAUGAAGACAUUGGGCUUAGGGUUCGUGUAAGAGUCCAAAAGAGUAAGGUAUCAAGGCCAUACAGGCAAGCUGAAUUUGAAAUUAUAUUUGGCGAGGGAGUGAGUAAACUGGGUUGCAUUUUGGAUUGUGCUGAAAUGAUGGAUGUUGUGUUAAAGAAGGGUUCUUGGUAUAGCUAUGGGGACCAAAGGUUGGGACAAGGAAGAGACAGGGCGCUACAGUACUUGAGAGAGAACACUCCUCUUUCCGAUGAAAUUGAGAAGAUUGUUCGUUCCAUGAUGGUAGAAAGAAUUGGACAAGCAGGCACUCCUGGUGUGAAGCAAUUGCCACCACAGCAACAAGAUGAAGAUAUUUAUGAAGAGGUACAAUAAGAUGAAACUACUUCUGAUGCUUCAAAGUUUUGAAUUGUGCGAGUUGGAGAAUGCUGUCAUGGAAGCUGAAAGAGAGAGGGACAACGAGUUAGUCCUCCCUUUGUGGGUUGGUUUGAUGAGUCAACAUAAUUCUUCCACUAUCCCAUUCUGAGGGAGGAAAAUUAAAAUUUCUUCAUUUCCGUACCACACAGAUGCUGUUGGAAAUUCAAUUCAGCACGCUUUUUGUCUGUAUUUGUGCUCCGUAUGUAAAAGGAGAACUAAUGUUUGGCUAACCAUUGUAAGGAAUUCAAAGAGUACUAGUAAUAUCUCAGUAUUUUAUCAGUAUGCUUUAAAGUCCAAAUUCUUUUGAGAGCUUCAUUUGCCUUUCUUUUUUGCUUUAGAUGUUAAAGUUCUCUUUAUAAUGUUGUCCCGUAAGUCUUGAAAGGUUUUCUAGUUUCUCUCCUGAGCCUUGGCUA